This is a messenger RNA of Notolabrus celidotus (New Zealand spotty), 3268 nucleotides long. RefSeq names its product immunoglobulin superfamily member 6. The record is from RefSeq and is a predicted model, not a curated record. The transcript is spliced from 6 exons. Bases 98 to 754 code for a protein of 218 amino acids. Lineage: Eukaryota; Metazoa; Chordata; Actinopteri; Labriformes; Labridae.
UGAGGAAGUGCAAUAUAACUACUUCCCAUGUUGACAAUCAUUUAGACAGCCUCAUGCAUGAAUAUUGAGAACACUUACAAGACGACAAGCUACAAACAUGGACCGGUCUUUUUGGUUGUCUCUCCUCCUCUUUAGCCUGCCAGUAACAGAGAGCAAGGGGAAAGAUCAGAGCUGCUUAACACAGCCAAACAAGGUGAUCUGGAGAAAAUCAGGACAGAGUGUUGAUCUCCCGUGUACCAUGAGCUCACACUGUUUAACAACAGGCGUGCAUUAUGAGUGGUUCUCUUUCAAAGAAAACUCACAUCUCCGUCUAAACCUGCGUAAUCAUCUGAAGUACAGCCUGGAUGGAACAUCUUUACACAUCAAGUCCCUUCAUGCUAAUGACAGUGGGAUCUACCACUGUGCUGCAGCAUUGCACGGUGAAGCGACGCAGGGUAGACAGCAUGUGGCCCUGGGUACUACUCUGGUAGUGAGAGAAAAAGUUAAAGUGAUGGUGAAGGAUAUUCUCCUGUGGUCGUCAUUUGUCCUCUUGGCCCUCUACAGCUUAGCACUGGUGACACUUAUUAUCAAGAAGAAUGGCUGCAGUAUGAGCAGCAGGAUGCCCAAAACUUCUAAGAGUAACUCAACUAAAAAACGACACUUUCGUGAUGUGCUGCAAGAAAUAAAAAGCAGAAACAACCUGAAGAGAAAGAAUCAAGCAGCUGCAAGUGCAGAUUUCAACAGCUCGACUGAUGACAUCUACCAAAAUGUCUGAGUUGCCUUUCAAGGAUGUUGCAUAUCAGAUUUAGUCCUCUGUCAACCUGACUGACAGGAAACACCAAAGUCAUGAAGCAAGAUGGAGGGAAUGAGGAAAUCAACAAAGGCCACAGAGGAGUCUUGUGCUCAUGAAGUCAGACACAACAGAAGGUCCUGAGUCAACAUUUUUUUCCUCUCCAGUUUUUCAGUUUCAGCAGUGACAGACAGGAGUCUCUCAUGGGAUUUGUAGUUUCAUAUAUGUCUUGUUAAUGGUUACUAAUAUUGGAACACCGUCAGCCGUGUCCUUCUUUUCAAAAUAGACAACAGUUGGGAUUAAAGGCUGUUUGACAGACAAAUGAUGUGUAAGUUUGUUAUUUAGGAAAUAGAAAGUAGAUGACAACACCUUUGGGACACACAGGUCAUGUUCAGGAUUAAUGAAAGUGGGAUGCAAAUGUGCAACAGUACAUAUGGAGCUUUCAGACCAAGGUGGACAGUCAUUUGAACCAAGGUUGGUGUUUGCUUAUAUAAAAGGGAGGUUAUCUAACUAUUGACCCAUACUUUCAUGAAACAUAAAAAAAGACCAACUUUUAAUCAUAUGUAAAAAAUAAAUAUCACCCUGGGCAUUGCACAAAACCACAUUUAAUCCAAAACUUUGGUAACCAAAGGGAAAAAGUUAUGAUUUCACAUUUAUUACAGUAGUAUUUACACAAGACAAUGUUCAACUAAGAGAGGAAAGGCAGAGUUGUUGGUCUUAUCAGAGAAAAAGACUCUCCAAGUACUCGGAAAUUUCAAAUGUAUACAUAGAAAGGCAUUAUUCAACCACCUGGUAUGUUUGUAAGGCAUCCUGUUUUGUUACAGAAUCUAAAUGGAACCUUAUGUAAAACAAUGCCAUAAGAUUUAUAAAAAGACCCAUAUGUACAGUCAGUAAACAUUGUAAUGUCCUUUACACUCAAUUCAAAGUGUAUUUUAAGUCUCAGUGUGUACACAGUAUGUGAAUGUGGAGUCGCACAUCCUGAUAGUUUGUCCUCCUCUCCUUCAGUAGGAGUCAAUUAAGGCUGUUUUUUGUGCUGGCAGUGCCCACAACCUCAAUGUCAGAGCGCUAUUGGUGCUUUCUAUUGCUAAGUUACAAAAGUUGUCUCACAGCAAUUCAGCUACUUGACUGUGAAGUCUGUUUUCAAAUUAUUCUGUAUGAUUAAUAUUAGUUUUCAAUUUUUUUUUUUACAUAGAAAACUUAAAAAUAAUGGGAAAAAAAUGCAUUCUGGCAUUAGCAGUAGCUCAGACCUUGAAUUUAUACCCUUAAAAAAAGUUAAUAUCUGAAGACCCGCCCCUUUUUAAUUUUGAUUGUUAGCUGAGGUAGAAGUUGCACUGACAAGCACAGCUUAGUGCCAAAAGUAAGUAGUAAACUACUUUCAACUGAGAGCGGUGGGACACAGCAACAACAAACAGUGGAUGUUCUGGUCGCCUUUGUGCUUCGGCUGCUGGUUUUGCUUAGAAAAGAAUGCUGUCAGUGGACACAGGCCCUUAUCAAAUAAGCAUAUCCUCUAGUCUAUACAAUACGUUGCUGCUAAUUAGUUGCUAAGGUCAGAGACUACACGUCCAGUAAUUUAACAUGCCAGUAAAACUGUGAGAAUUGGAUUUUGUUGAGGGAAUAGGAUUUCAAGGGAGAUUAGAUUAUUUUGAGCCCUGCUAUGUCUGGUCUGGAUUUCCAGUAGCAUGGUAGGGCUGAUUUCCAAUUGUUUAUUUGAAGUUAAAUCACAAAAUGCAUCAGUAUAAACCUUGUUUCCUCACAUAUUCAAUGCUUCGAUUGUGCAAUUCUGAGGUUAGUUGUCAAGGUACUUUGUUUCCACAGUGUGACUGUUCUGUAUUGAAAACGGCCUCCAAGCCAUGGCCUGCAGAGUAGCGACAAACACUGGCACCAGACACACCAAGUAAAACAUGACACUGUGGAGGCUCUCCAAGUCACUGCAAACAAGCAGAAUUGUUGUUAUUGAUAUUUAGUGUGUGAUGAACAAAAUCUGCCUGCACUUCUUUGACGUUCUUGUGCUUUUAUUUUCUUCAUUCUGCUGGCUUUUACACUGCUGUUUUUAUGUUCCUGUUUUUACUCUAUAGCACUGAGACUUAUGUUGAAUAUUAAGUGUGUUAUAUAUUAGUUGAUUUGGAAUUAUAAUCACUCUUACUAUUAGAACUGCAGUGUUUUAAGGGUGUCCCUAUUUGACUUUUUGCAUGCUGGUGAUUUAAAAAAAGCUGAAACUGAAAACCUUAAAAAAAAAAAAAAAAACGGUGUGUUUGAUGGUGUAACAGUGGAUGCUUCUGAUGAUAAUUCACCCUAAGAAAAUAUUGACAUUUCAUACAGAAAACAAUGGGCAUCUCAAGCAGAUGAACAUUUUGUGAUAUUUUUUGUUUACAUUGAUGUUUUCAGCCAGCAACAGAUGUAGAUUGCAAUUUAAGAAAAUCUGAUAAUGUAUUAAAUGUUUCUUUGGCUCUUUAUGGUCUCAUAUUACUCUUGAUCCUUGCAAUAAAUGCCAGCAUGUGA